Ustilago hordei is the source of this 447-nucleotide messenger RNA. RefSeq names its product putative ubiquitin-conjugating enzyme E2. Gene Ontology annotation, cellular component: nucleus. Gene Ontology annotation, molecular function: ubiquitin conjugating enzyme activity. The transcript has 4 exons. Lineage: Eukaryota; Fungi; Basidiomycota; Ustilaginomycetes; Ustilaginales; Ustilaginaceae. Bases 1 to 447 code for a protein of 148 amino acids. Gene Ontology annotation, biological process: protein K63-linked ubiquitination; DNA damage tolerance. The record is from RefSeq and is a predicted model, not a curated record.
AUGUCGCUUCCAAAACGUAUCAUCAAGGAGACCGAAAGGCUCAUCGCUGACCCAGCGCCAGGAAUCAGUGCCACUCCUCAUGAGGACAACCUGAGAUACUUUGACGUCGUCAUCUCGGGUCCCACUCAAAGCCCUUUCGAAGGCGGUGUCUUCCGUCUCGAGCUCUUCCUCCCAGAAGAGUACCCCAUGUCCGCACCCAAGGUUCGCUUCCUCACCAAGAUCUACCACCCUAACAUUGACAAACUCGGCCGCAUCUGCCUCGACAUUCUCAAGGACAAGUGGUCGCCUGCGCUUCAGAUUCGCACAGUCUUGCUUUCCGUCCAGGCCUUACUCUCAGCACCGAACCCGGAUGACCCGCUUGCUAACGAUGUUGCCGAGCACUACAAGAAGGACGAGAAGGGCGCUAUCGAGGUCGGCAGGCAAUGGACAGCGUUGUACGCAAAGUGA